AUGAUCUGGCAGGAUCGGCCUUUCGCAAUGUUCUCGCCGGGUUCGCUAGCGCGGGUUUCACAACUGGUGGCUAAAGAAAAUGUGCGAAUGUACAACAGCACAAGGAACGCCUUGAAAAUCAACAAGGAUACGAAGGUCAUCAUUCAAGGGUUCACCGGGAAGCAAGGAACGUUCCAUGGAAAGCAGAUGCUUGAAUAUGGAACGAAGGUUGUAGGAGGAGUGAAUGUCAAAAAGGCUGGCGAAAAACACAUGGGUUUGCCGGUGUUCCGCGAUGUUAAAGAAGCUCGUGAAAAGACAGGAGCUCAUGCAUCCGUGAUCUACGUACCCGCUCCCUUCGCGGCUGGCGCCAUUGACGAAGCGAUUGACGCUGAAAUUCCUCUCGUCGUAUGUAUAACCGAGGGAAUCCCACAGCAAAUAUACAGACCUGUUCCAAUUUAA
Messenger RNA from Ostertagia ostertagi, 438 nucleotides. The record is from the annotation of a GenBank genome assembly. NCBI's taxonomy places the organism in Eukaryota, Metazoa, Nematoda, Chromadorea, Rhabditida, Trichostrongylidae.